Molecule: messenger RNA, 3683 nt
Organism: Colius striatus (speckled mousebird)
Lineage: Eukaryota; Metazoa; Chordata; Aves; Coliiformes; Coliidae
Gene: XPNPEP3
Product: X-prolyl aminopeptidase 3
Exons: 10
Coding region: 69-1592 (507 amino acids)
Cellular component (GO): mitochondrion
Molecular function (GO): metalloaminopeptidase activity; manganese ion binding
Source: RefSeq, a predicted model, not a curated record
GCGGGGAAGGCCCGGGCGUGCGCGGGCAGGGUGGGGGGUGAGCCCCGCCAUCGCCGCGGCUCUCGGACAUGUCGCGCCUUCCGGCCCGGAGGCUUUUCGCGGCGGUGAGGGGCUGGCGCGGCUUCCCAGUUUGCAAGUCAUGUGCUCUCCGAAGAUUUUCUAUCCAGCCUGCCCAGCAGAAGAAGAUUCCAAACCGGUAUUUGGGCCAGCCCAGCCCCUUCACACACCCACACCUCCUCAAACCAGGAGAAGUAACCCCAGGAUUGUCACAAGUGGAAUAUGCUCUUCGCCGACACAAACUGAUGUCAUUGAUCCAGAGAGAAGCCCAUGACUGGGAUGGAUUGGACCACACAGUGAUUCUGCUAUCCAACCCCACAUACUACAUGAGCAAUGACAUCCCCUAUGUUUUCCACCAGGACACUAACUUUCUCUACCUCUGUGGGUUCCAGGAGCCUGACAGCAUCCUGGUGCUGCAGAGCAUUCCUGGCAAAGCACUGCCCUGCCACAAAUCCAUACUUUUUGUGCCUCGGAGAGAUCCAAGCCGAGAGCUGUGGGAUGGGCCCAGAUCAGGCACAGAUGGGGCAAUUGCUCUCACGGGAGUAGAUGAAGCUUAUACCAUUGAGGAGUUCAGUCACUUGGUGACCAAGCUGAAAGGUGAAUCAAACGUUGUUUGGUAUGAUUUGACAAAACCAGUGCAUACAGAGCUGCACUCUGACUACCUGCAGCCUCUGGCUGAGAUAAAAGCUCGGAACAAAAACCACAUCCAGGGCAUCCGGCAUCUAGUGCAAAACCUUCGGCUGAUCAAAUCUCCUGCAGAGAUUGAAAGGAUGAAGAUAGCUGGACGGGUGACGGCACAGGCUUUCGUGGAGACAAUGUUUGCCAGCAAAUCCCCAGUGGAUGAAGCCUUUCUGUAUGCAAAGUUUGAAUAUGAGUGCCGGGCUCGUGGCGCUGACAUCUUGGCUUACCCCCCUGUUGUUGCUGGUGGCAAUAGAUCAAACACUUUGCACUAUGUGAAGAACAAUCAGCUCAUCAAGGAUGGUGAACUGGUCUUACUAGAUGGUGGAUGUGAGUCCUCCUGCUACGUAAGUGACAUCACGCGGACCUGGCCCAUCAAUGGAAGGUUCACCAAACCCCAAGCAGAACUGUACCAGGCUGUCCUGGAUAUCCAGAAGUCCUGCCUGAGCCUCUGCUCCCCAGGUGUGAGUCUAGAAAAUAUAUACAGCCUUAUGUUGAGCCUUAUUGGAGAGAAACUGAAAGAAUUGGGGAUCCUAAAGAGCAGCAUCACCGAGAGCCACUUCUUCAAGGCUGUACGGAAGUACUGCCCACACCACGUGGGACACUACUUGGGCAUGGAUGUUCAUGAUACCCCAGAUAUAUCCCGGUCGCUCCCACUCCAGCCAGGCAUGGUGAUAACCAUUGAACCAGGCAUUUAUAUUCCUGAGGAUGACCUGAGUGCCCCGGAGAGGUUUCGAGGCACUGGUGUGCGCAUUGAGGAUGAUGUUGUGAUAACAGAGAGUGCACCUCUCAUCUUGUCUGCUGACUGUCCCAAGGAGAUUUACCACAUCGAGCAGAUCUGUGGCCGCAGCUCGUGAUGCCCCUUCUCUGCAUCUUCAAUCCUCCUCGGGACACGCAGCCCUCCAGGGAUGCAGAUCCCCAUAGCUGGCUGUAGUUGUCAAGUGACAGGGGGUGUGGACAGUUGAUGGCUCUUUCCAAGACUGGGGCUGGGAAGUGAAAUGCUAAAAACUUGGUGAAAAAGAAAAGCAAACUUUCUGUGUGUAUUUUCCUUUUGAUUUGAUUAGUGCUUGAGCUGUUAUAGGACAACAGGUGGAUUUGUCCUUCUGGAUCCAUCCGUUCUGGUGCCCUUGGAGGGAUGAAUAUUGUCAGUGCCACCAGCAGGGCUUCAGCCAGGUUCCUCUCCAGAUGCGUAGGUACAACUGCUGAGACCAGGGCCCAUUUUGCCCCUCUUUAGCAGUAGUUUCACAACGGUCAAGUUUUUAAAAUGAUGCUUUGAUAAAUGCUAUUUAGGGGAAAUAAAAUGUCUCAGCUUUGAUUGUUACAGAUCCCUGGAAGAAAGGCUUUUGCUAGUCAGGAAGGUGAGUUUGGUUGGGAGAUGGUUUUAUGUGAAGCCUGUGAAGAACACUUUCAGUAUUUUAAGGAUAAGAAUGUGUUUGAGCCUUGCUCAGGCAUAUGCAAAAUAGGCCAGCAGCAGGGAAAAACAGAUCGUCUGGGCUUUCAGCUUACGGGGAAUGCUUGGCAGUUUGAGAAAGGACAGAUAGGGCUCAGGAGAGCUCAUUGUCACAAAUGUCCAUUCCAGUCUCCUGUUCUCAGCCUGCCUCUACCCCAUGAAGUAGGGGCCAUGUUGGCUGUGCCAGACUCCACUGAUGAGCUGUAGACUGUCACCUAGAUGUGAAGUGCCUGAUUCUGGGACAGUCACGGCACCUUCCUGUUCGGUGCUGUGUCAGCAACUUCAGCAGUGUAUUUUUGAAGAGUCUGCCCUAUGAUGAGUCUCAAGUCUUUAUACAGCUUUUAUAUGGAAUUUAAAGUAAUCCUCCUUUUCAGAACUCUGAGGGGAUGGUCACUGCCACCUUUUGGGUUUUGCCAAGUGCAGUCAGUAACUAAUAAUAUUUCUGAGGCAGCUGCAAAUGUGAUUAGGCCAGGAUGGGCGAGGAGUGAAGAGAUGUCUUUCCUCAACAUCAGCCUACCACCCAGGCCUUUAAAUGCAGUAGUAAAUACACCUUCUAGAGGAAAGCAUGGCAUCUGUGUAUUUACUGAAAAUAUUUUCACAAUCAGCUAUUGAACAUGUAUGAAAAAUGCCUCUCAUGGGUGCAUCUCCUGUUAUUUAUGCUUACUGUUGCAUCACAGCAUCUUACUUUCUGAUGGUAGCUUUCAGUAUUUUUCAUCUGUUAUUCUCAAUUUUCUUUCUUUUUUUCUCUUCUUUUCCUGUAUUGCCUAUUUUUAACUCACUGUAAUGUCACUGCUUCUUAAUCCAUUCUGCUUUCUAAUCAGAGUUGCUGCCUGUUCUGCAGUUUGCCCUAAUUCCUCACAGUGACUGUAGUAAAAAGCAUGUGGGGGAGGUAGUCAGGGUCUCUGAGUUCAACCUCUGACUCUGUUGUUGUGUAACCUUUAGCAAAAUCUGUUUGGUUGGGGUUUUUCCCUUGUGUUUUUUUUCUUUUCUAUGUUUCAUUUCACUUAAUGGACAGCAUCUUGCAUCUCUCAUCGCUUUUAAUGGGAGCUGAGUGCAUGCACUGGAGUUUGAAUUUGGCACUUGAAAGGCAGCCAAGACACACCAUCAUUUUGGUUUUUAAACACAAGGAAAAGUAAAUGCUUUUAUGGAGUGUAAUGUAUUGAGUUUCACCUAUUUAAGAUAAUCUGCUAAUCUUUGCUGGGAGCUUUUGUUUGAUGCUCAUGCAUUACAGUGGUACGUACACUGUAAAAAUGGUUAGAAGGAAUGCUUGUUAAGUGAACUUAGAACACAGAACUGACAAAUACUUGAUGUUAUUCUGACCUGUAACAUGUUUUUUGUUCCAAUUACACCUGUUAGAGCCAUGUCAACUGGGACAAAUCUUGAAUUUUGGAACUAUGGUAGCAGCUCAAAAUAACAUUAACCUGAGAGCUACAGAUGUGUGCUGACCUGCACAUCCGCCUGUGUACCUGGCAGAGUUAAUGAUUGUACUUACUGUAAA